ACAGUCCACCUGUUGCUACCUGUUUUGCUCCACUCCUUAAAUAUACGUACAGUUUCUGUAUGUAUGAGUGAUAUUAACGAGGCUUAUCUUCACUUCUCUCCUUCACUACUUCAUUUUCACUUUAAUUUCACUAUUAUAUAUCUAUUAUAAUUCUCCACUCGCCGGAAACCAUGGCUAUCGGCGCCGUCGUUUCUCACCGGAACUUCGGCUCUUUUCUCGGUUCAGGGAAAGUAUAUCAAGAGCCUUUAUUCCCUGGAUACAGAAGGUACUCGUAUCGGAAUUUCGUUGGUUCUUCAAACAGUGAAACUCUUAGAACAAGGGUAACAUGUCAUCCUAAUGUAUUGCACCAACAAUUUUCUAACUUUAAUACGGUCAAGCAUAGUCAGAGGACCAGAGCUAUUUGUGAAUGCUUCCUUUCAUCAAGAAAACUAGGGAAACUGGGGAUAGUCGACAGCCAAUUCCAGCAAUCAAAACAUGCUACAGUGAUAAGAACCCGAGCUGAUUAUAAGUCUGAGGACUAUGACAUAACUGGAGAAGGUGUAGACUCACUUAUCUCGUCAGAAGGAGCUGGUGAAGCUAUAUUAGUGGAGGCUGGACAACAAACUAAACCAUGGUGGGAGCUGCCAAAGCGCUGGGUGAUAGUACUACUUUGCUUUACAGCAUUCUUGUUAUGCAACAUGGACCGUGUGAACAUGAGCAUUGCUAUACUGCCUAUGUCAAAGGAGUUUAAUUGGAACAGCGCUACUGUUGGUUUGAUUCAGUCCUCUUUCUUCUGGGGGUAUCUUCUCACUCAGAUUGCUGGAGGUAUAUGGGCGGAUAAAGUUGGGGGCAAGCUGGUAUUAGGUUUUGGAGUUGUCUGGUGGUCAAUUGCAACAAUUAUGACACCUAUUGCUGCAAAAAUUGGGCUUCCUUUCUUACUUGUCAUGCGUGCCUUUAUGGGGAUUGGUGAGGGUGUUGCUAUGCCUGCCAUGAAUAAUAUGCUUUCAAAAUGGAUUCCUGUCUCUGAGAGAAGCAGAUCACUUGCACUUGUCUACAGUGGCAUGUAUCUCGGUUCUGUGACAGGAUUGGCCCUCUCUCCUGCUUUGAUCCACAAGUUUGGAUGGCCAUCUGUAUUCUACUCUUUUGGUUCUCUUGGGAGUAUCUGGUUUGCAUUGUGGCUUAGCAAAGCCCAUAGUUCACCCAAAGAGGAUCCAAAACUUAGUGUGGAAGAGAAGAAAGUUAUUUUGGCAGGCAGCGUCUCAAAGGAACCUGUCUCCGUCAUUCCAUGGAAAUUAAUUUUAUCAAAGGCACCUGUCUGGGCUCUCAUUAUAUCUCACUUCUGUCACAAUUGGGGAACUUUUAUACUUUUAACAUGGAUGCCGACAUACUAUAACCAGGUCUUGAAGUUCAACUUGACUGAAUCGGGCCUACUUUGUGUACUUCCAUGGUUAACUAUGGCCAUAUUUGCAAAUAUAGGAGGUUGGAUUGCAGACACACUUGUUAGCAGAGGUCUCUCGAUUACAGCAGUUCGCAAGAUAAUGCAAUCAAUCGGAUUUUUGGGCCCUGCUUUCUUUCUCACACAGUUGAGCCGUGUUAGGACCCCUGCUUUAGCGGUGCUGUGCAUGUCAUGCAGUCAGGGAUUGGAUGCAUUCUCCCAGUCCGGACUCUACUCCAAUCACCAAGACAUUGGGCCGCGUUAUUCUGGAGUGUUGUUGGGACUAUCAAACACUGCAGGUGUGCUUGCAGGGGUCUUUGGUACCGCUGCAACCGGAUACAUACUCCAGAAAGGAUCCUGGGACGACGUAUUUAAGGUUUCCGUUAUACUUUACAUUAUUGGAACAUUAGUGUGGAAUCUGUUUUCAACUGGAGAGAAAAUCCUAGACUAAUUCAUGCAUGUGAAAGGGAUGCAGCCUAUAGAUCAAGUGGUGAUAGGUGAGAUGUAAAGUUCAGAAAAGUAUCCAAUUUCCAAAUGGCAAGAUAAUUUUGCAGCGAACAAACGAAAGAGGCCACCAUUUUCAUAGUUCUCUCAUCCAGUCUCGGACAACUAAGUUGCUUCUCCAAAACAGUUUUGUGGGAUUGGCUUAUGAAAAUCAUGUACUGGCCUUGCAGUUUGUUGUAAUUAUAGAACAAUUGGGUUUACAUUUUCUGGUUAUUUUACAACCAUAAUCUCAUAUGCAGCUAAUACAGAGCUUUGCAUAUACACAAAAUUGUCAAAGGUAAUACCUGUGUAUCUUUAUGCCUUUUAAUUCCUGUGUUUCCCGGCAUUACAGAGCCAUCUGCAUCAAACCAGAGUUUCUGCAGUCUUCA
This is a messenger RNA of Daucus carota subsp. sativus, 2286 nucleotides long. Its product is annotated as ascorbate transporter, chloroplastic. Gene Ontology annotation, molecular function: transmembrane transporter activity. The record is from RefSeq and is a predicted model, not a curated record. Gene Ontology annotation, biological process: transmembrane transport. Bases 171 to 1865 code for a protein of 564 amino acids. NCBI's taxonomy places the organism in Eukaryota, Viridiplantae, Streptophyta, Magnoliopsida, Apiales, Apiaceae. The transcript has 11 exons.